AUUAUACGCUGUUGGCAGCUGAGGUAUUAUUUUAAAAAUGGCGACUGACAAAGGUUAUAUGUUUAUAUGUGUUAUCUUGAUCCUUACGUUACUUUCAACGCCAAGUCAAUCACGUCUCCAUCACCUGGAGCUUAAGGAUGAUGUGCGUCAGAGGGUUCACCUCAACACGUUCGGUUUCUAUAAAGACGGCUACAUGAGUGUGAAAAUGAACAGCCUGAGUGUGAGUGGAGCACCAGUCGACAACAUCGACAGCUCCACAAUUGGCUUUAGUUUGGACCGCACAAGCAGUAAUGGCUUCUCUACUUAUCUGGAUGAUGGCUUAGACUACUGCGUGUUAAAAAAGGUUCCCAGCAGUGAUUUUGCGGUGGUUCUUCUUCUGUUGGACUUCAAAAACAACCUAGUGAGGAUGAAGACAUCUGCAGAAGAGGGAAUGUUUCCUCACAUCAUUUCUCUGGUGCCAGACACAGCAGCAAGCAAACAGAAGUCACAAGAGAAACCUCAGUCUGUUGCUGAGUCUAAAUCCAAGCGGGAAAUAACUGAGAAUAAAUCUGAUGUCUCAUAUUCCCUGCAAAGCAAAGGCAAUAAGUACUCUUUUCAGUUUUACUUCAAUGUAACGACAGAGGAGCAGCAAGGCCUCUACAACUUCUACUUCCACAACUGCUUCUCCUCCACUUCUGCCAACCAGGAUGUGUCUUUACCAAACACACUAACUUUCAGCAUUGAUAUUAACAUAGAGGAGAAGAAUCCAGACAGCUUCCUGUCUGCUGGAGAGAUCCCUCUUCCCAAACUCUACAUCUGCAUGUCUGUGUUCUUCCUUUUUAUCGGGACACUUUGGGUCCACGUUCUUCGCACACGCAGAGCCGAUGUAUACAAAAUCCACUGGCUCAUGGCAGCUCUUCCAUUUACCAAGUCUCUCUCACUUAUUUUCCAUGCUAUUGAUUACUACUACAUCUCCAACCAAGGCUUUCCUAUUGAAGGCUGGGCUGUGGUGUACUACAUCACACACCUGCUGAAGGGGGCACUGCUGUUCAUCACAAUAGCUUUGAUAGGGACUGGCUGGGCCUUCGUCAAACACAUCCUCUCUGACAAGGACAAAAAGAUCUUCAUGAUUGUCAUCCCCCUACAGGUCCUGGCAAAUGUUGCAUACAUCAUCAUUGAGUCAACAGAGGAAGGCUCCAGUGAGUAUGGAUUAUGGAUGGAGAUCCUGUUCCUUGUGGACCUGCUGUGCUGUGGAGCUAUCCUCUUCCCUGUUGUCUGGUCUAUCAGGCACUUGCAAGAAGCAUCAGCAACUGAUGGGAAAGCUGCCAUCAAUUUGGCUCAGCUGAAGCUUUUCAGACACUACUAUGUGAUGAUCGUGUGCUAUAUUUAUUUCACUCGUAUCAUUGCCAUCCUCAUCAAGGUCAUUGUCCCCUUCCAGUGGAAAUGGCUCUAUCAGCUGCUGGAUGAACUGGCCACUCUGACCUUCUUUGUCCUGACGGGCCACAAGUUCCGCCCAGCUUCUUCCAAUCCCUACCUGCUGUUGUCUGUGGAAGACGAGGAGGACAUGGAAAUGGACGAUGUUGUAACUACAUCUACAGCCAUGGGGGAGGGGGUGAAAAAGGUGAAGAAGGUGUCAAAUGGCCCAUCAGAGGAGCGGGAGAGCAUGGCAUGAUGUGUGAAAUGUAGACUUUCAGGGAUCUAUCUGGACUUCAUGGCUAGUUGACAUGGCGGGCAUUUUACUUCACUCAUGAAGAACAUGGUGGAAAUUCCCACUGGAUGUGCUCAUGCUGGGGCAUGAUGUUAUAUCUCUGUAAAUGUUCUACAGACAGUAUAAAGACUCUUUAACCUCACUUUCUUUAUAGUUCUAAUGGAAAUGCUUGGUACUGUGCUUUGUCUUCAGUUAAUGCAGGUUGUUUUGCUUUUAUUUAUUUAAUAUUGUUUUUUUAAUUGAUAGUCUCUUCUUUGUGGCAUUUUUCCUGCACUUUCGAAAACACGAUCUGAGAAAAUAACAACUGCUUGUCACUAUGCAGAUUUCACAGUACUCCAGAGCCUAGAGUUUACUUACAGGUCUUACAAAUUUGAGUUGAAUUACUUUUUUUUGCCAAAAAUGCCAUGAACGUUAGCAGCUGUUAGCAGUUGGAAGCCUAUAUUUCCUGUAUAAAUGUACAGAUCUGAGAUAAUUGUACAGACACAAGAUUUCCUACCUUAAAUUAUGAACCCUGACUUUAUGUUUUCAGUGUCGGUUGUUAUUUUUUGGGGGGGGGGUUAAAAACAUUAUAGGGGAAAUAAAAAAAACAUUCUUAUGGUGAUGUUGUAAAUGAAUGAAUUGGUUUGUAUCUUUCAAGAGUAUCAGUCAUUUUAAUAAUAUUUAAGAUUGCAAAUCUUAAUUUAUUAUCGGUAUUACUUAUGAAAGGGUUUUAUUUUCAUGCUUAAUAUAUUUUGCUUAUUUUUUAAAAACCUGUGCCCCAUAUCAAUAUUCUCAGUAUUAAAUUGUGCAAUGGUUUUCUUUCUGUUGAA
Silurus meridionalis is the source of this 2496-nucleotide messenger RNA. It is a transcript of the gene gpr107, whose product is annotated as G protein-coupled receptor 107. Gene Ontology annotation, cellular component: membrane; clathrin-coated vesicle; Golgi apparatus. The coding region runs from base 38 to 1651 and encodes 537 amino acids. The record is from RefSeq and is a predicted model, not a curated record. Gene Ontology annotation, biological process: clathrin-dependent endocytosis. Gene Ontology annotation, molecular function: clathrin heavy chain binding. The transcript is spliced from 18 exons. NCBI's taxonomy places the organism in Eukaryota, Metazoa, Chordata, Actinopteri, Siluriformes, Siluridae.